Messenger RNA from Aspergillus ochraceoroseus IBT 24754, 1199 nucleotides. Its product is annotated as mitochondrial 37S ribosomal protein uS11m. Gene Ontology annotation, molecular function: mRNA 5'-UTR binding; small ribosomal subunit rRNA binding; structural constituent of ribosome. Gene Ontology annotation, biological process: maturation of SSU-rRNA from tricistronic rRNA transcript (SSU-rRNA, 5.8S rRNA, LSU-rRNA); ribosomal small subunit assembly; translation. NCBI's taxonomy places the organism in Eukaryota, Fungi, Ascomycota, Eurotiomycetes, Eurotiales, Aspergillaceae. Gene Ontology annotation, cellular component: mitochondrial small ribosomal subunit; ribosome. The transcript has a single exon. The record is from RefSeq and is a predicted model, not a curated record. Bases 200 to 889 code for a protein of 229 amino acids.
GCGUUCCGAGCCAUCAACGCUUCUUCACGGCAGAGGUGUUCAGCCUGCUUUUUUGAUCAAACUUCUUCCCUAGAUUCUCUUUGAACAUCCGGUCAUUCUCUUGUUGGUUUAUAGAACAAAGUUGCAGAGUUCUUGGGCUACGAACCCUGCACUCCUACUCCUGAAUUCCCCAAAAUCUUUCCAACCAAGCCCAGCAAAGAUGAGCACGACGUUUGUGAAUGCACUGGCGAGGGUUUUGCCGUCUGUUGGCCGACAAUGCCAGGCCGGAGCCCCCGUCUUUCGCCAGAUGAGACAAGCUUCUUCGGCACCCAAACCGUUCAGCUCGAGGGACAAGACUCGUGAAAUGGAACGAAAGCUUUUGAACAAGCAACCGGCACAGUCUGCAGGGGAAGGUUCAUCACUAUCCGCAAUAUCUAAACUAAUGCGCGGAGAGGAACAGCCUGUGAGCCUUGAUUAUUCGAAGAUGGCCGAGAGUCUUGAAGCAGAAAUGAUCAAACGCCCCUACGCCGACCGAUCCCCUCCACACCAUCUCCACGUCUACUCGCAUAAACACAACACUCAACUGACUUUGACCCGACCAAAUGGUAACCCGUUGCUGUCGAUGGGCUGUGGUAACUUGGGCUUUCGAAAAGGUGGUCGGUCAGGCUACGACCCAGCAUACCAAUUGACAUCGCAUGUUUUCGGUCAGAUCCAGGAAAAGGGGCUUCUUCCGGAUAUCCAUCGGCUGGAGAUUAUCUUCCGGGGUUUCGGGGCUGGGAGAGAAGCGUUUACCAAGGUCUUGUUGGGUCAUGAGGGAAAGAAUAUUCGCGGGCUGGUGAGUCGGGUAGCGGACUCAACCCGGAUAAAAUUUGGUGGUACAAGGAGUCGGAAGGUUCGCAGACUGGGUUAAAGUCCAGUCCUUGUUCACCAAGUGGAUUUGUCUCAGUCCUCCGGAGCCAUAUGGGAGGAGAGGAUCCGAAGAUGUCCUUUGCCCAAGCCAAAUGGUAAACCGAACGUUCACUCCACGGGUCUCUUUUAAAGCCGCGGGGAGAGAGACAUGGCGUGGAGGAAAGAGCGGGUGUGAUUUGUGACUUUUAUGUAUAUUAUCAUGUAGCCUCUUCCUUGGGAUACACAGGAUUUUCUCUUUAUAGUGCAGAUUUCGAUAUGCAACCAGUAUAUUAUUAAGAUUCACAAGAGAUUUUAUAGAAUCGAUAAACAAG